GUUUGAAUGCUUGUGCAACCUUGACGGCUUUUUGACUGCGCAUGUGAUUGCGAAAUGGAGAAACUUUCUCGUGUACAUACCGGCUCCUUUGACUUUUUAGUGAAAGAAGGUUUAACUAGACUAGUCAAGCAUUUGCAGCCACUGGAAUUUCGCGCUGGUGAUAAUGUUAUUGAACUCAAAGUACAGGUAUAUUUACUUCUUUCGUUAGGUUUGAUUAGCGAAGUUUAUAGAAGUAUCCACUCCUGUCAAUUCAGACAAUAAGGCCUCUCUUCUAUACCCUAGUGAGUGUCGGAGAGCUGGACUGACCUAUGGUGGUGAAUUAAAGUUGAGCGUCCGUGUAUCUUUGAACGGCACAGCUUUGGGUGUUGUGGAUGUUCCAUGUGGAGUCUUGCCCGUCAUGGUUAUGUCUCGGUCAUGCAAUUUAUUCUCCCUACCGCGGUCUCAGUUUUAUUUGCACAGGGAAGAGUACAAAGAGAUUGGAGGAUAUUUCAUAGUUAACGGAAAGGAGCGUGUUAUAAGACUUCUAAUUAUGGCGAGAAGAAAUUUUCCUCUUGCCAUUUGCAGACCAUCUUUUAAGAAGCGUGGACAUGGGUACACUGAGCGUGCCAUUGUAAUGAGAUGCGUACGAGAAGAUGAAUCUGUUUCGAUUUUGAUGCUUCACUGGCUUAUGAAUGGUGAACCAGCCUUAGCAUUCAUCGUCGAACGUGAACAAUUUCUAGUGCCUAUCUCAAUUAUAUUACGACGUUUACAAUAUCCAUCAUCAUCUAUUCACCAGUCAGUUAGAAUGACAACCAAUCACUCGAUACAAUCAUUAAAUAUAGCUAAACAAUCCAGCAAUACUACUGAUAAUGAUAUCAUUUGUAAAAAUAUCAAAAUAAUUGGUUGGGUUCAAUCAGUUAGAAAGCAUAAAUCUCGUGUAUUUUGUAAUAUCUCAGAUGGAACAUCACCUUAUGACCUACAGGUUGUAAUGACGCCUAGUCAUAUUACUGAAAAUAUCAAUAUCGGUUGUGCUGUAUCCGUUGAAGGUGAUAUACACACUCUCCCAAAUAAUUCCCGUAAAUCCAAAUCACUUGCCACUAAAACUAAUAUUCAAUGUUGGGGUGAAUUACACGCUAAAACUGUGACUAUUCUUGACAAUGUUACAAAAUCGUCUGAGAAUGAUGACUCAUCUUCUAUUUGUCAACACCGUCAUGAAUCUCCGGAUCUGUCCUCCUCCUCUUCUUCUUCUACCGCUGCUACUCCUGCUGCUACUACAGAAGUAAAUCAGGGGAUAAGCUCCGUUGGUCGGCAUAGUCCACGACCUGAUUUAGGCGUUCUACGCUCAGUUGAAGGAUUAUCUAAACGGCACAGGCUACCAGAAUUCUCUGCAAUGCUUAGAAUGCGUGCACGUAUUAAACAAGCAAUUCGUAAAGUGAUGCAUUCCUGCAAUUAUUUAGAGGUUGAUACUCCAAUUCUUACGACAACAGACUGUGAAGGUACUGGUCAAAUGUUCACUGUUCAAUCCCCUGCAUCCAAUGAAACCAAUGAAGUGAUGAAUAAAUCGAAUGUAUUUUUAACUGGUAGCGCUCAAAUGCAUUUAGAGUCCCUGGCUUUAGGUUUAAGUAAGGUGUAUACACUGAAUCCAACAUUUCGUGCUGAAAAUUCGCAUACAAGACAUCAUCUUGCCGAGUUCUAUAUGCUUGAAGCAGAAUCAAUUCAUUUGGAUAAUAUUGAUUCAUUGUGCUCAGAGAUUGAAAAAAUUCUUAAAAUGAUAUUAAAUGAAUGCUUAGACAUUUAUCCUACUCUAGUAGAGUCUAAUGAAUUAACUGAUACACAGCAUGAUUUAUUACUCAUUCAAACAUUACUCGGAAGACAACCUGAAGUAGCCGGAGACCACCACCACCAUCAUCACCGUGAUUCUGAUUGGUUCAUCCAAUCGGCAAUAAACUUCGGCCAGACAAUAAAAUCAAUUCUUUCCAAACCAUUCCCUCGUGUUACAUACAAUGAAGCCAUAAAGUAUUUAAACAAACAAAUCAGCCCCACUGAAGAACCGUAUGAUUUAAGCAAAAGUGAUGAACAAAAAGUACUCGAUUGGUUCGGUGGAGAUCAACCGGUUUUCAUAACACACUUUCCUGCACAACUUAAACCAUUUUAUUGUCAGCUGACGGAUGAUGCUGAUGGCGGUAGUGUUGGUGGUAUUACAGCUGAAUGUACUGACUUGUUAUUUCCAGGAAUUGGUGAACUUGUCGGUGGAAGUGUUCGUGAAUCCUCUGCGAGUGUAUUACAGACACGUAUUAAGGCGCUGAAUACUAAUCAUUGUAGAGAUAAAUUGCACUGGUAUAUUGAUUUACGUAAUACUACUGGUAGUGUACCACACGGGGGUUUCGGUCUUGGCUUUGAACGUCUUCUGCAAUAUCUACUGGGGAUAAUUAAUAUACGAGAUACAAUUGCAUUUCCGAGAAAUACUCAUAAAAUUAUUUUGUAG
Molecule: messenger RNA, 2464 nt
Organism: Trichobilharzia szidati
Lineage: Eukaryota; Metazoa; Platyhelminthes; Trematoda; Strigeidida; Schistosomatidae
Source: the annotation of a GenBank genome assembly